Molecule: messenger RNA, 207 nt
Organism: Racocetra persica
Lineage: Eukaryota; Fungi; Glomeromycota; Glomeromycetes; Diversisporales; Gigasporaceae
Source: the annotation of a GenBank genome assembly
AAAAAAUCCAAAUCUAAAAACGACUCUAAAGUAGAAAAAAAAGAAAAAAAACAAACUAAAUAUCAAAAAUUCGUCCAGGAUAAUUUUCAUAAUUUGAGAGAAAAAUACGAAACAAACGGUGAAACUUUGAAGGCUAUUGCUGAAAUGUGGAAAACCAGUUCAGAAAAUCCAAAAAAUGAAUCGGGUUUUAUUGAAAAUAUAAAUUAA